UUUUUAUGCUCUCUCCCUCUCAGAGGCAUCGUUCAGAAGAAACCAUACACAAAGCUUUGCAGAGACAGUGCUUAGAGGGAGCAUUAGGGUUUAAGCCCCCCACCAUUGGAACUGCAGCAGAGGCAGCUGCGGUAAUUUAACUUCGGUUCCUCUGAAGAUGGUUGCUGACAAGGGGAAGAAGGUGAAGGUGUCCGCCGCUGACAAGGCCGAGGAGGAGAACUCCGAGCAGCUCGAUGGGGACCUCGUCCUCUCCAUCGAGAAGCUCCAGGAGAUCCAAGACGAGCUCGAGAAGAUCAAUGAGGAGGCUAGUGACAAAGUUUUGGAGGUAGAGCAGAAGUACAAUGAGAUUCGCAAGCCUGUAUACGAUAAGCGUAGUGAAAUCAUCAAGUCAAUACCUGAUUUCUGGUUAACUGCGUUUCUGAGUCAUCCUGCUCUUGGUGAACUUUUGACCGAGGAGGACCAAAAGAUAUUCAAGCACCUGAGCUCCCUGGAAGUGGAAGACUUCAAAGACGUUAAAUCGGGUUACUCCAUUACUUUCAACUUCCGUCCAAAUCCCUUUUUCGAAGAUACAAAGCUUACGAAGACCUUCACUUUCCUUGAUGAAGGAACAACAAAAAUUACUGCUACAUCAAUUAAGUGGAAAGAGGGAAUGAGUUUACCGAAUGGAGCUGCUCAUGAGAAGAAAGGGAACAAACGGCCAUUUGCAGAGGAGAGCUUCUUUCAUUGGUUUACUGACAACCAACAAAAGGAUAUUAUAGAUGACAUUAAUGAUGAGAUUGCAGAGCUUAUUAAGGAGGACUUGUGGCCUAAUCCCCUUAAUUAUUUCAACAAUGAUGCUGAUGAGGAGGACGGUGAGGAGGACGACGAAGAGCUCAUGCAGGGAAGGGAAGGCGAUGGCUCGGACGAGGAUGAUGACGAAGAUGAUGGCGAAGAUUCUGAUGAAGAUGGUGAUGACGAAGAUGGGAACUAAGCCCUCAAAUCGGAUCCUAAAGAUUUCGUGUUUUGCUUGGAUAUGUGUAAAGUGGGUCUUACUUGUUAAAGGUUUGCUGAAGUAUGAGCCUUAGUGGUAGCAGAGGAGGAUUACCAUCUAAAUUAGUAGCCUUUUUCUACUUCGCCUGAAGUGAAUGGAUACGACAGUCCGUCAAGACCUUGUCAAUGGCCCUUUUGUCCCGAUAUCUAUAUAAUCGGUGUUUAGGUUUUCGUUUUCUGGUGUUGUUCCUGAACAGCAAAGCUUCUAGAGAUGUUAUAAUGCUAUAUUGACAGCUUCAAUCUAUUUCUGCUGAGAAA
This is a messenger RNA of Punica granatum (pomegranate), 1287 nucleotides long. The record is from RefSeq and is a predicted model, not a curated record. Lineage: Eukaryota; Viridiplantae; Streptophyta; Magnoliopsida; Myrtales; Lythraceae.